Gasterosteus aculeatus aculeatus (three-spined stickleback) is the source of this 1137-nucleotide messenger RNA. The record is from RefSeq and is a predicted model, not a curated record. Lineage: Eukaryota; Metazoa; Chordata; Actinopteri; Perciformes; Gasterosteidae.
AUCUGAAUGAUUUUAUUGUGAAAAUCUGCGCCUGGAGCGGAAGUGCCUCGUGGUGUUUCCUGCAGCUUGACGCCGCGGAGCCUCGAACUCUUCGCCUCAGUGGAAGAAGCAUCAGCGCACAGCAGAAGCGAACCCAACCGGGCGGGAGAGCGUCUGUCCCCGUCUGUCCCCGUCUGUCCCGUCUGUCCCGUCCGUCCCCGGUCUCCAAAGUUUGGAGACUUCUACGCGUCACCGAGGCGAAUUCAGGGUUUUGGCUGAUUUGGAGAAAAGUUUGGGCGCGACAGAAAGUUCCUCGAGACGUUGAGCAGGAGGAAGAUGAUCCUUCAAGAGGAGCAGCUGCUCCAGUGACCAGAUGGAGCUCUGUUCAAGAGGGGGAGGAAGGUGGAGCCUCCAUCAGCUGCUCCGUCAGGUCCUCCCCGUGGUCCUGCUGUGGUUCAGCCUGCACAGUAACGCGCUGGGCUGCAGCUCCAGCAGCUGUAACGUGGAGCUGACGGAGGCCCAGGGGGAGUUCACGUCGCCCUGCUACCCACAGAAAUACCCCAAUUUGCAGGCCUGCAAGUGGACCAUGCAGGCCCCCGCCGGCUUCAUCGUCCAGCUCUCCUUCCUUGACUUCGACCUGGAGGAGGCGCCGGGCUGCAUCUACGACCGGGUUCUGGUCCACGCGGGAAACGCCGACGUCAGGUUCUGCGGGCCGACGGCCAGCGGGCUGACGCUCAACUCCACGGGGGACGUGAUGGAGCUGUCCUUCACCUCCGACUUCAGCGUGCAGAAGAGGGGGUUCAGUGUUAGCUUUCCGACACGGUAGGUUCCCGGCUCCGCGGUCCGGUUCUGCUCCCAACUAAUCCAGAUCCACGUGCCUCUCUAGACCGCCGCCGCGCUCUGACUCUGAAAGUCACCUCUUCUCUUUUUGUUAGCAUUAAUAGGACGCAGGGUGCUGAGAGCCUCCCAGAAUGCACUGGGGCAUCCCGCCAUAGACGGAUCAUUUGAUAUUUUUACUGCUUCAUAACAAAUGUACCUUUAAUUAACUGCUGUAAUCUGUCAUUGAAAUGAUUCACGUUCCCCCUGAAACGUCUUCGUGAGCUGAUUGAGGAGUGACCGUCUCACUCCGCUGUCCUCAUACACGAAGAGUAAUAAUCA